Messenger RNA from Aptenodytes forsteri (emperor penguin), 3015 nucleotides. RefSeq names its product glutamate ionotropic receptor delta type subunit 1 (gene GRID1). Gene Ontology annotation, biological process: modulation of chemical synaptic transmission; monoatomic ion transport; synaptic transmission, glutamatergic. The coding region runs from base 1 to 3015 and encodes 1004 amino acids. Gene Ontology annotation, molecular function: glutamate-gated receptor activity; transmitter-gated monoatomic ion channel activity involved in regulation of postsynaptic membrane potential. Lineage: Eukaryota; Metazoa; Chordata; Aves; Sphenisciformes; Spheniscidae. The record is from RefSeq and is a predicted model, not a curated record. Gene Ontology annotation, cellular component: plasma membrane; postsynaptic membrane. The transcript is spliced from 19 exons.
AUGGAAGUGUUGAUGCUCUGGCUUUUCCCCUGGAUAUUUCAGUGUGUUUCGGUGCGGGCGGACUCCAUCAUCCACAUUGUCAAAGAUCUGAAUCUGUCAGAGGAUAUCAUAGAAUCAUUGAGGUUGGAAAAGACCUCUAAGAUCAUCGAGUCCAACCAUAACCUGCACAAAGUCAGAGAAGCCUGUGACUUGAUGACCCUGGGGAUCUUAGCCUUAGUGACGUCCACUGGUUGUGCCUCGGCCAACGCCCUGCAGUCCCUGACGGAUGCCAUGCACAUCCCACACCUUUUUGUACAGCGCAACACAGGAGGCUCCCCACGCACCGCCUGCCACCUGAACCCCAGCCUGGAGGAGGAGGAGUACACGCUGGCCGCCCGACCACCGGUUCGCCUCAAUGAUGUUAUGCUGAAACUGGUCACUGAGCUGCGGUGGCAGAAAUUCAUAGUGUUUUAUGACAGUGACUAUGAUAUACGCGGACUGCAGGGAUUUCUCGAUCAGGCCUCAAGACUGGGACUUGAUGUAUCAUUACAAAAAGUGGACAGGAACAUCAGCAGAGUCUUUGCCAACCUUUUCACUACCAUGAAAACCGAAGAGCUGAACCGCUAUCGGGACACAUUGCGAAGGGCUAUCUUACUCCUAAGUCCACGGGGAGCCCAGACUUUUAUUAAUGAGGCUGUGGAAACCAACCUUGCAUCAAAGGAUAGUCACUGGGUCUAUGUAAAUGAGGAAAUCACUGAUAAUGAAAUAUUAGAGUUGGUACAUAGUGCUCUGGGGAGGAUGACAGUUAUCCGGCAAAUUUUCCCUCUCUCAAGGGACAACAAUCAGAGAUGCAUGAGGAACAAUCACCGAAUAUCAUCACUGCUGUGCGAUCCACAGGAAGGCUAUCUUCAGAUGCUGCAGGUUUCCAACCUGUACCUGUAUGACAGUGUGCUCAUGCUGGCCAAUGCUUUCCACAGAAAACUGGAGGACAGGAAAUGGCACAGCAUGGCAAGUCUGAACUGCAUGAGGAAAUCCACCAAACCUUGGAACGGAGGACGAUCCAUGCUAGAGACCAUUAAGAAGGGCCACAUAACUGGGCUUACUGGUGUUAUGGAGUUCAGAGAAGAUGGCGCCAACCCCUAUGUUCAAUUUGAAAUACUGGGCACUAGCUACAGCGAAACAUUUGGCAAAGAUGUGCGGAGGUUGGCGACGUGGGACUCUGAGAAAGGACUGAACGGUAGUCUACAAGAACGACGUCUGGGCAAUGACUUACAAGGACUGACACUCAAAGUGGUGACUGUCUUGGAAGAACCUUUUGUGAUGGUGGCGGAGAACAUACUUGGGCAACCAAAACGAUAUAAAGGAUUUUCCAUUGAUGUCCUGGAUGCGCUUGCCAAGAAUCUGGGCUUCAAGUAUGAGAUAUAUCAAGCUCCUGAUGGCAAAUAUGGACAGCAGCUUCAAAACAGCUCCUGGAAUGGCAUGAUUGGAGAACUCAUUAACAAGAGAGCAGACCUAGCCAUCUCAGCCAUCACUAUAACACCAGAACGAGAGAGCGUUGUGGACUUCAGCAAGCGGUACAUGGACUAUUCCGUGGGGAUCUUAAUCAAAAAGCCCGAAGAAAAAAUCAACAUCUUCUCUCUCUUUGCUCCUUUCGACUUUGCGGUGUGGGCUUGCAUUGCUGCAGCCAUCCCUAUAGUCGGUGUCUUGAUUUUUGUCUUGAACCGCAUCCAGGCAGUCAGGGCGCAGAAUGCUUCCCAGCCGAGCCCUUCCGCUUCCUCCACCCUCCACAGUGCCAUCUGGGUUGUGUACGGCGCCUUCGUUCAGCAAGGGGGCGAAUCUACUGUCAAUUCUGUGGCUAUGCGCAUUGUAAUGGGAAGCUGGUGGCUCUUCACCCUUAUCGUGUGCUCUUCCUACACAGCGAACUUAGCAGCAUUUCUCACAGUAUCAAGAAUGGAUAAUCCUAUAAGAACAUUUCAGGAUCUGUCCAAACAAAUGGAUAUAUCUUACGGUACAGUCAGGGAUUCAGCAGUGUAUGAAUACUUUAAAGCAAAAGGGACAAACCCUCUGGAGCAGGAUAACACAUUUGCUGAACUGUGGAGGACUAUCAGUAAGAAUAAUGGGGCAGAUAAUUGUGUAUCGAACCCUUCUGAAGGCAUCAGGAAGGCAAAGAAAGGAAACUAUGCUUUCCUGUGGGAUGUGACGGUGGUGGAAUAUGCUGCGCUGACGGAUGAUGAAUGCUCUGUGACAGUCAUUGGAAACAGCAUCAGCAGCAAAGGAUACGGGAUAGCACUCCAGCAUGGAAGCCCCUACAGAGAUCUUUUCUCCCAGAGGAUCUUAGAGUUGCAAGAGAGCGGAGAUUUGGAUGUUCUGAAACAGAAAUGGUGGCCACGGAUGGGACGUUGUGACCUGAAUAGCCAUAUCAAUGCACAGACAGAUGGGAAGGCACUCAAGCUUCACAGUUUUGCAGGCGUUUUCUGCAUUUUAGCAAUAGGCCUUCUUCUUGCAUGCUUGGUGGCAGCACUGGAGUUGUGGUGGAACAGCAACCGUUGUCAUCAAGAAACACCGAAAGAGAUGGCCAAUGAUGUGAGGUUGGGCCUCAGAAGCAUGGACAAAGAAGUGAACCUGGAGCAGGUCCACAGACGCAUGAACAGUUUAAUUGACGAAGACAUAGCCCACAAGCAAAUCUCUCCAGCGUCCAUUGAAAUCUCAGCCUUGGAGAUUGGUGGCAUGCAGCCAACUCAGACCCUGGAGCCGGUACGCGAAUACCAGAACACGCAACUUUCUGUCACCACCUUUUUACCAGAACAGACAACUCAUGGUGCCAGCAGGACACUCACAGCUGCCUCCGGCAGCAACCUGCCGCUGCCCCUGAGCAGCUCAGCCACCAUGCCCUCCAUACAGUGUAAACACAGGUCGCCGAAUGGAGGACUAUUUCGUCAGAGUCCCGUGAAAACCCCGAUCCCAAUGUCAUUUCAGUCUGUGCCGGGGGGAGUCAUUCCAGAAGCAAUGGAGCCCUCGCAUGGAACAUCCAUAUGA